UCUCCCCUGUCAGACGUGUAGGUCACAGGCUGUGGACGCCCCAGUCGUCCUCUGUACCUUUAAGGGAACCACGUUAGCUUUUUUUCCCCCAGCAGAUUCUGCGUGAUGUGACCUACCAUCAAUUUUAUGGGAACUCUUACUCCCGGAGCGGAGCAGACGAGGACGUACUGAUGCCGGAGCGAGCAGCGUUUGCCGCCUCUGCAGUAUUAGAUUAGUUUGUGAGAGCGAGAGCUUUUUGAAUUUUUCUCUUACUUCACAUGCAAUUCAAAUUUGCUCUGCUGUAUAUCCCAGUCUUGUGUUAACAUUUUUUUUACAUCUUUCCUUUUAACUGGCUAUUUAAUUUCGAGAUGUGUAUUUUUGCAGUCCGUGCGUUUCUGGGAAUUCUGCUUUGUGCACCCUGCCUGUGCUCGGAGUGUCCUUUUGGCUGUGAGUGUUUUGCUGUCACUGGCACAGCAAAAUGUGUUUCUACGGAUUUGCUCACGGUGCCACAAAGUAUACCAGGAUAUGCAAGGACUGUCAUCAUCACAGGGAACAAUAUACAACAGAUUGCGCCUGAAUCAUUUACAGAGAUGGAAAAUGUCACCAACAUCAUUUUAAGCAAUAAUAGGAUUACAGAGAUGGAGUCCCACACUUUCUCUGCCCUCAUCAACCUGCGCUUCCUGGACCUCAGUGGGAACCAACUGGCGCUCAUCCACCCUGAGGCUCUCAGCAUACCUGGCAGUCCCCUGCAGGAGCUCAACCUGAGCCGCUCGCUGCACAACUCCACCGCCCUGACGGACCUCGCCACGGCUCUGCGCUGGGGUGGCCUCCGGGGGCUCCUCCGCCUUGACCUCUCCGGAAACCACCUCGUCCUUCUUCCCGCGGGCAUGUUCUCCCACCUUCCCAGUCUGCAGCAGCUCUUCCUCACAAACAACUCUCUGGUAGCUGUCUACAGUGGGACCUUCUCUGGCCUGAACCAUCUGGAGGUGCUGGACCUGACACAGAAUGCCCUCAGGACCUUUGGAGAUGAUUCUCUACAGGAGCUGGAGAAGCUUGGCAAUAUCCGCAUCCUUCUUGGUUACAACCCCUACACUUGCUCUUGUAAAAUCCAUCAUUUUGUCACUUGGCUGAAUGAAUCAAGAGCGGUGCUCGAUGUGGAUGCUGUGAGAUGCGCCUCACCAAGAGCGUUAAUCGACGCCCGGCUGCGGGGGCUCAGUGUCCAGGCUAUUGGCUGUGUAGUCCCAGUCCAAGCAGAGGCGCCCGACCUCACCCUCCAGACGUCCUACGUCUUCCUCGGGCUGGUGCUGGGUUUCGUGGGGAUGGUCUUUCUCUUCGUGCUCUACCUGAACCGCAAAGGCAUGAAGAAGUGGAUCUAUGAAAUGAGAGAUGCAUGUAGAGACGUUCUGGAGGGAUAUCACUACCGCUUUGAGCUUGACUCAGACCCCCGGCUGGGCCACAUCGCAGCCGACGACAGUAGCGGCAGGGCAGGAGGGCACUUAAGAUUAGCUCUGUCACAGCAGCUGCCGAACGACACCUGCAUCGUCCCGGUUCCCACAGACACACAGGUCAAACGGGUGAAAACCUCCCCCUCUGUGAAUUUAUGAUCUCCUAAUGAUACUAAAAUGAUUUGUCAUAAUAUAAGCUAGAUGUAGAUAUGAAUAGUUUAGGACAGUACGUUUAUGAAUUAAUUGUAUUCUUUUGAUCUGUCUGUGCACAUGUUGCAUUUAUAAACCUCACCCUAAAAGUGCCUUUGUGUUUUUGAGGCACUAAAACAUUGCUUGUGUAAAAGUGACAUAAAUUUUAUAUAAUAAAAAUUUAAUAUAAAACAUAGACUAGAUUGAAAGCACACUAGGAGACAUCUCAUUGAAGAUUGUCUGUGUUUUUGGGGUAUUAUUUCUUUAUAUAUCUUGACAUACUGCCGGAGGUUUCCGUUGGAUAAAGGACAUAGAUUGUUGCUCAGUAGCAUGGAACGUGUUUAUUGACCUCAGAAACUGUAAUCCAUAAAUACCCAGUCAAUUUAAGAAUAAGUCAUUAUUACAUUUUCUAUCAUUUAAUCUAGAAAUAUCAUUCCCUAUAUUUAAUUAGCUAUGCGUCUUUAGUUUUUAUAGUAUUUAGUCGAAGAAAAAAGUUAAAGUCAGUGUGUAUUUGAUAUGAAACCUGUAUUUACAAUCAUCAUGAAUAAAAUAACAUUGAUUAUUAAAUGUUGUUGUUUGCCAGUUUUCUUAUUGUGGCUGCAGCGAAACGACACGACACCACCACACUACACAGACUCACAUUAUUUUCCCAGGCGAGGUGGCCCUGCUAUUUCAAACCAGCGAGUGUGUGAUUAAGUGUUUCCAUAUAGAGGGAAAAAUAGGGCAGAAUGAAAGAUACGUGGAAAUACACCUGCUGGCUGUGCAGCUGUGCAUCUCUGUGCAUGCCUGUCACGUGUGUGUGUGUGUGUGUGUGUGUGUGUGUGUGUGUGUUUACAGCAUUGCGGAUAUUUGGAAUGCCACUAACAAAAUAAAGUUCAGUCUUUAUGUUGCAUUAUAUUAUAAUGUAUAAUAUUAUUAUAUUACAUUUUACUAUCUGGGUAUGCAAAGCUCAAACUUUUUUUCCCCACUUUAUUGAUCAAAUUUUGAG
This is a messenger RNA of Scophthalmus maximus (turbot), 2601 nucleotides long. RefSeq names its product trophoblast glycoprotein-like. Gene Ontology annotation, biological process: negative regulation of canonical Wnt signaling pathway. Gene Ontology annotation, molecular function: protein binding. NCBI's taxonomy places the organism in Eukaryota, Metazoa, Chordata, Actinopteri, Pleuronectiformes, Scophthalmidae. The coding region runs from base 348 to 1583 and encodes 411 amino acids. Gene Ontology annotation, cellular component: plasma membrane. The transcript is spliced from 2 exons. The record is from RefSeq and is a predicted model, not a curated record.